AUGUCGCAAGCUCACGCCUUGUCCGACGACCAAGUCGGACAAGAGCUCCGCAAGAUGACGGCCUUCAUCAAGCAAGAGGCCCUCGAGAAAGCACGCGAGAUCGAGAUAAAAGCCAACGAAGAGUUCAGCAUCGAAAAGUCGAAGCUGGUGCGCCAAGAAACGGAUGCCAUCGACGCAACGUACGCCAAGAAGUUCAAGCAGGCGUCCAUGACGCAGCAGAUCACGCGGUCGACCGUUGCCAACAAGACGCGGCUCAAGGUGCUGGGUUCCCGGCAAGAGCUGCUCGACGAAAUCUUCGCCUCCGCCCAGAACCAGCUCGCCGACGCCACCAAGGACGACAAGAAGUACCGCGAGAUUCUCAAGGGCCUCAUGCUUGAGGGCAUGUACGCCCUCACCGAGAAGGAGGUCGUGGUCCGCGCUCGCGAGAAGGACUACAAGAUUGUCAAGGGCGCUAUUGAGGAUGCUGAGAAGGAGUACAAGGAGAAGACGGGCAAGGAGACCAAGGUUACCAUUGACGAGGAUAAUGCGCUGCCAGAGGGGUCCUCGGGCGGAGUUUCCAUCGUCGGUGGCCAAGGCAAGAUCGACAUCAACAACACCUUUGACGAGCGGUUGCGGCUUCUGCAGAUCAGUGCUCUGCCGGUGAUGCGCAAGACACUGUUUGGCGAUAACCCCAACCGCAAGUUCUUUGACUAA
Pseudomassariella vexata is the source of this 693-nucleotide messenger RNA. Its product is annotated as ATPase, V1/A1 complex, subunit E. Gene Ontology annotation, cellular component: proton-transporting two-sector ATPase complex, catalytic domain. Gene Ontology annotation, molecular function: proton-transporting ATPase activity, rotational mechanism. Bases 1 to 693 code for a protein of 230 amino acids. The transcript is spliced from 3 exons. The record is from RefSeq and is a predicted model, not a curated record. Lineage: Eukaryota; Fungi; Ascomycota; Sordariomycetes; Amphisphaeriales; Pseudomassariaceae. Gene Ontology annotation, biological process: proton transmembrane transport.